AUGGGCGUCUACGUCGUGACAGGCACAAGGACCGGUAUCGGGCUGGAAUACGUCCGCCAGCUGGGCCGCUCCCAAGCCAACACAGUCGUCGCCAUCGUGCGGAAGCAGCAAGGGAGCGACCUCUCGGCCCUCCGCGCCGUCCGAGACGCCUCGGAGGGCGCAGUCCACAUCGUCGAAUGCGACGUGUCCUCCGAGACGUCGGUCGCCGGCCUCGCCGCGAGCAUCGAGGCCGCCAUCGGCGCAGGAACCCGCGUCGACGUGCUCAUCAACAACGCGGCCGUCCUGCACGCGCGGGAACAGACGAGCCUGACGGCGACGCCCGAGGCCAUCGCGUCGCACGUCAACACCAACGUCGUGGGGCCGGCGCGCGUGCUGCAGGUGUUGCUGCCGCUCCUCGCGCCCGCGGCGGCGGUGGUGGCCAACAUCAGCUCCGGGCUCGGCAGCCUCAACAAGUUGUCGGACGGGCGCAUCCCCGCGGUGAUCACGCCGUAUAGCAUCAGCAAGGCGGCGCUGAACAUGCUGACGGUGCAUCAGGCGAAGCAUCUCGCGGACAGGGCCAUCGUGGUGGCGAUCGACCCGGGCCACGUCAAGACGGAGAUGGGCGGGCCUGAGGCGGUGCUCGAGAUCGAGGAUAGCGCGAAGGGAGUGUUGGGCGUGCUCGGCGGACUGAAGCAGGAGGAUACGGGCAAGUUUUUGUUGUAUAACGGGACGGAGCUGGAGUGGUAG
Messenger RNA from Sodiomyces alkalinus F11, 726 nucleotides. RefSeq names its product NAD(P)-binding protein. The transcript has a single exon. Gene Ontology annotation, molecular function: oxidoreductase activity. The record is from RefSeq and is a predicted model, not a curated record. NCBI's taxonomy places the organism in Eukaryota, Fungi, Ascomycota, Sordariomycetes, Glomerellales, Plectosphaerellaceae. Bases 1 to 726 code for a protein of 241 amino acids.